UUUUCUAUUUGAAUUUCAGGUUUGACAUUCGAUAAUGAACAAGUAAUAUGUGACGCUUCGAACGACGAGUGCUUCACCCGAAGUCUGGUCUAUGUAUACUGUAUAUAGACCGGUGAAAAUUACAGGAAAUCUUCGUGCGGGUCGAUGUUCACUUGCGUAUUGCUGUCUAUAGACAAAUAAGAUCCUCUGCAUGAUGCCUCGCAUCAUGUGCAUUUCGCUGGUUGUGGUAUGCUUAUACUUUGUGAUCUUCCGGCGGUAUGAACAAUCGCGGCACAAGUGCCAACAUCGCGAUCUCGACCCAGCUGUUAUGAUCAACGUGUGUAAAUGUUUUUCACCUGAAAUUUGAGUGUGGGAACGUUCGGAUGUGAAGUGACGAUGAGCAGCAUGAGCAAGUUCGACAUGACACCAACCAGGAAGCCCCAUUCAAGUCCAAUCACCAAACAGGCCAAGAAGGUCACCAUCAUCGGAACCAUGUCAACUCCUGCGGAUGGAAUUUACUUACCUGCCCAGAUGCCGCCGAAGGUAGUCCUUACACCCGAAACCGCGUUGACGCAAGUUGUUGAUAUUGAACCUGUGACUGGCAUCGAAUGA
Messenger RNA from Notodromas monacha, 591 nucleotides. Lineage: Eukaryota; Metazoa; Arthropoda; Ostracoda; Podocopida; Cyprididae. The record is from the annotation of a GenBank genome assembly.